AUGUAAAUAUCAUCAUAUAUUCAAAUGCAUGACCUAUUUAUAAAUAGCUCCCGUACUUUAGUAAAGCAUGGCGGCUAUUGAUCAAUAUAGUACUAUUAUCACCUCCAAUAUUCGCAUGGAUGGUUUCUCCUCUGGCCACUAUCCUCCGUUGGAUCUCUCCGACUAUAUUCUCACGGAUGAAGUCCCCACGGAGUGCUCGGGGCCUGCUUCGACCGCACAAUUACCAAUACAAGGGCGGCUAGCUUCGUCGAUCGCUGAAGCUAGCAACGCGGCUAGCUCACAUCGUGCGAAUAACUAUGUUGACAGCAGCAGUGGCGGUGGUGGUGGUGGCGACAACCAUAAUACAAGGAGCUCAAGGGAAGGGCACAGGGUGGCAUUCAGAACGAAGUCAGAGGUGGAGAUCAUGGACGAUGGAUUCAAGUGGAGAAAAUAUGGCAAGAAAUCGGUCAAAAAUAGCCCAAACCCGAGGAACUACUAUCGUUGUUCGACUGAGGGAUGUUCAGUGAAGAAGAGAGUAGAAAGAGACCGUAAUGAGCCUAGUUAUGUGAUCACGACAUACGAAGGGAUGCACAAUCAUACAAGUCCUGAUGUUGUUUAUUAUGCAACUCAAGAUCUAGAGUCUGGUAGAUUUGUUGUUUCCGGGCUGCAUCAAAUCCCUCGAAGCUCUUGAUUGUACGUUUAUGUCAUAUUUGUUGAUGAAAUUGCAAUUUGCCAGCUUUUUUGGUGAUGUGUAUAUAAUAGUAGGUUCUCAUGCAUUUGUAUGGUCAUGGAAUUCUUUUAUGUAGAUUCAUUGAAGAUUGCAGUCUAAA
Messenger RNA from Asparagus officinalis (garden asparagus), 809 nucleotides. RefSeq names its product probable WRKY transcription factor 50. Lineage: Eukaryota; Viridiplantae; Streptophyta; Magnoliopsida; Asparagales; Asparagaceae. The transcript is spliced from 3 exons. Bases 68 to 670 code for a protein of 200 amino acids. Gene Ontology annotation, molecular function: DNA-binding transcription factor activity; sequence-specific DNA binding. Gene Ontology annotation, biological process: regulation of DNA-templated transcription. The record is from RefSeq and is a predicted model, not a curated record.